AUGGCCCAUCCAGCUCUUCAAAAGCUCCCCACUUCAGCCCCCGUAAUGAACGUAACAAAGAAUGGCAAGACACAGCCAGGCUACAUCUUCCUAUCUCCAUACGACGCACUCAAGGGCUAUGGUUUCCCUGCCAUUUAUACAGACGACGGCGAGCUCGUCUGGCAAGGUCCGCCGGGGAGCAUCACUGGAUUCCAGACCCAGACACUAAACGGUGAGCCUGUCCUGACAUACUGGAACGGGACUGUCAGUAUGCUCGGGUUUGGCUAUGGAUCAAUCCACUUCUUGAAUCAAACAUAUGACGAGAUUUACCGAGUCACGCUGUCGGAUGGCAAUCGAACGUUCAAAACCGCAAUGGGAUCACAAUUCCCCUCUUACAUUGAUGUCCAUGAAGAUGCGAUCACCAAUCGAGACUCGGUGCUGGUGACUGCAUAUAAUGUAACCAGCGCUGAUCUACAGAGCGUCGGUGGACCGAAAGAUGGCUGGAUUUAUGAUGGUCAAUUCUAUGAAAUUGACAUUGUAAGCAACGAUGUGCUUUUCAGCUGGAGCGCGUCGGAUCAUUUGAAUCUAUCAGACUCAGCGACGCCCCUUGCCGGAUCUGGGAAUAAUCAGAGCAAUCCAUGGGAUUUCGCGCAUCUCAACUCGGUCAUGAGAUACGGAGACGAGUAUAUCCUUUCGGCGCAUGGCUAUUGUAGUGUCUAUGCGCUUGACUCGAAGGGAGAUAUCAAGUGGACUCUCAAUGGGCAAACGGGCGGUGAUUUCAAACUAGGGGCGGGUUCAAGAUUCUGCUUCCAGCACGCCGUGAGGAUCGAAUCGCAGACAAACAAUACAAUUACCCUCCGCAUGCACAACAACGAUAACGCACCCUUUUUGAAAGGAACAGCAGCAACGACUGGACUUCUUCUCGACUUGGACUUCGACACCAUGACGGCGAGCUUAAUUCGACGUCUAUGGGAUGCAGAGGAAGUCGUCUACCCCGUUACCCAGGGCAGUUAUCAGAACCUCACCAAUGGCCAUGUAUUACUUGGCCACGGCGCGGUCCCCAAGUUUGAGGAAUACGACGAUGCAGGCAGUGUGGUGAUGCGCGCACGAUUUGGCUACGAUAAUAUCAUGUCAUCAUACCGUACCUUCCGCGCAGUUUGGAGUGGAAAGCCAACUGCGAAACCGAGUGUCUAUGCUUGUCUUGCAAAAUAUAAUGGCGUUGAACAGGUACGGGUGUAUGCCAGUUGGAAUGGAGCGACUGAUGUGCAGUCCUGGGAUCUUUAUAUUGGAAACGAGAAGGAUAAGUUGCAAAAAGCGACGACUGCGGUUUAUAAUGGCUUCGAGACGGAGAUUCGACUGCAGACUUCGAGUAAGUAUGCUCUAGUCAAUGCUGUCCAAAUCUCUGGGAGUGCCCAGUCAGAGGUGGUUCAAAUUCAGGGAAGCUGCUAG
Molecule: messenger RNA, 1428 nt
Organism: Penicillium daleae
Lineage: Eukaryota; Fungi; Ascomycota; Eurotiomycetes; Eurotiales; Aspergillaceae
Product: arylsulfotransferase family protein
Exons: 2
Coding region: 1-1428 (475 amino acids)
Source: RefSeq, a predicted model, not a curated record